AUGGCUUCGUCUCGCACCCCACUCACUCCCGUUUCGGGUAACGUCCUCCACGUUGCACCGAAGAGAAAAUACGACGACUUAACAUCCGAUGAGAAUAGAGUCCCCACUUCGGCCCAAAGGCCACGAGCGGCUAGCUCAUCUUCGCUGUCCCCGUCGCCUUCCCCUCCACCGCCUGCGCCCGUUGACGUCGCUGUCUCAAUGCUUUCGCAGGCAUUUAAUACCUGGUUGGACGAUUUACCACCAACUAUGAUAGGUGGCUCGGGUUCCGAGCUCAAGAUGCCUCUCGAGGAGGCAGAUGGGAGGAAGCUUACCCGGCAAAAGCUCGUAGCGGAGGCGAGCUGCGCCGUCAGAAGACUUAAGAGAGCACUACUCUCCUUCCAAUACAACUUUCCCCAAAUCCAGCUACUUCUACCCGGAAGGUUACCACCUACAAGUAGACAUAAGCGAUUUAGCUUGCCGGUAAAUCACGGAGGUCUGCACUUCCCGGACCAUUCACGACUGCUCGUUCGUCACCGGCGGCGAUACCGACACGGCGGGUUACCCCGUCAAGAAGAUAUCUAG
Hypoxylon trugodes is the source of this 561-nucleotide messenger RNA. RefSeq lists its product as uncharacterized. Bases 1 to 561 code for a protein of 186 amino acids. The record is from RefSeq and is a predicted model, not a curated record. The transcript has a single exon. Lineage: Eukaryota; Fungi; Ascomycota; Sordariomycetes; Xylariales; Hypoxylaceae.